GCAUCCCCAUUAUCAUUCACCUUCGCUCAUGCAAAAAAUGGCCUUCAGUGCGUGAAUCAUUAACAAUCGGGAGGGGUUCGAUCGAGGGGGUCUGGGGUGCACUGAAAUGUCAACAAUAAAAUGUUGAAGGAAUUUUUUUGAGUAUUUGAACGAAAAAGUCAUCGACCUGAGCAAUAAUGGCGACAUUGAGAUUGCUUGCGGCCGGUGCUAGUGCUGUGGGAGCUGGCGCAGUAACGACAUAUUUUUUUACAUCAGAUUCACCGGUAUUAGCUGAGAAGAAAGCACACAAGCCAGUAAAAAGACCGCUACCUAGUCGAGAGGAACAGGUGAAGAACCUGAAGACUCAAGACGAAUACGACGUACUUAUCAUUGGGGGUGGGGCGACAGGAGCUGGAUGUGCCUUAGACGCUUGCACCAGGGGUCUGAAGACCGCCCUCAUCGAGGGAGACGACUUCGCCUCCGGUACAUCCUCCAGAAGCACAAAGCUCAUUCAUGGAGGUGUGCGUUAUCUUCAGAAGGCCAUCAUGCAGGUGGACGUUGAGCAGUACAAGAUGGUGAAGGAGGCUCUUCACGAGCGCGCCCAGAUGCUUCACAGUGCUCCUCAUCUGGCUCAUCCUCUACCGAUUAUGUUGCCGGUUUAUACAUGGUGGCAAAUUCCGUACUACUGGUUUGGUAUAAAAAUGUACGACCUCGUAGCAGGAACCAAAACCGUCAAAUCUUCCUACUACUUGAGUAAAGCGAAUGCCCUCGAACUAUUCCCCAUGUUGAAGGGUGAUAAACUAACAGGAGCUAUAGUGUACUACGACGGACAACAAGACGAUGCGAGAAUGAACCUGGCAGUGGCUCUGACUGCCUCUAGGCUUGGUGCAACAGUCGUCAAUCACGUGUCAGUGGUGAAUCUCCUGAAGGGGCGCGAUAGGGAUGGAAAAACCGUGCUAACGGGUGCCCACGUGAGGGACGAAAUGACUGGGGAAGAGUGGGAUGUCAAGGCGAAGGCCAUCAUCAACGCCACGGGACCCUUCACUGACACUAUUAGGAAGAUGGACGAUCAGUCGGUUCCGGAGAUCUGCUGUCCCUCGUCUGGAGUGCAUAUCGUACUUCCUGGAUAUUACAGUCCUGAUCAGAUGGGUCUCCUGGAUCCCUCAACCAGCGAUGGCCGAGUAAUCUUCUUCCUCCCCUGGCAGAAGCAGACAAUCGCAGGGACCACUGAUCUGCCCUGUCAAGUGACCCAUAAUCCCCGCCCCACAGAGGACGAGAUCAUGUUUAUCCUCCAGGAAGUGAAGAACUACUUGAAUCCAGACGUUGAGGUUCGACGUGGUGACGUGUUGUCAGCAUGGAGUGGCAUCAGACCGCUCGUGUCUGACCCCAACAAACCGAAUACUCAGUCGUUAGCCCGAAAUCAUAUCGUUCAUGUUAGUCCAACGAAUUUAGUCACUAUUGCUGGAGGAAAGUGGACGACUUACAGGGCCAUGGCAGAGGAAGCUGUUGAUGCUGCUGUUGCAGCCUGCAACUUGGAGCCGCUGGACCUCUCCCAGACCGAUGGAAUGCUCCUGGAAGGAGCCCACGGCUGGAGUCCCACAAUGUACAUCAGACUGGUCCAAGACUUUGGCCUCGAGUGCGAAGUAGCCCAGCACCUGGCGAAAAGCUACGGCGACCGUGCCUUCGCAGUAGCAAAAAUGGCAUCACUCACCGGCAAGAGGUGGCCCAUCAUCGGUAAAAAGAUUCACCCAGAGUUUCCGUACAUCGACGCAGAGAUCCGUUACGGCUGUCGCGAGUACGCGAGAACCGCCAUCGACAUGAUCGCGCGACGACUCAGGCUGGCGUUCCUGAACGUCCAGGCGGCCAACGAGGCCCUCCCCGGAAUCAUCGACAUCAUGGCUGAGGAGCUCAACUGGUCUGCUGAGGAGAAGAAGAAGCAGCACAAAGAGGCCAGUGAUUUCCUGGCUAACGAGAUGGGACAAAUGGUGAAUCGUGCCUCGCGCGACAAGAUUCCCAUCAAUCUUACCAAGGAUGAGAUCCAGUUGUACAUCAAACGGUUCCAGAUUAUCGAUAAGGAUCGCAAGGGAUAUGUCUCCAUCAACGAUAUUCGUCGCGGGUUGAAGCUAUUCGGCGACAAGGAUGUGCCGGGUGAAGAGCUUCACGAGAUUCUCAAAGAAAUUGAUACUAAUAUGAAUGGUCAAGUCGAACUGGACGAGUACCUUCAGAUGAUGUCCGCAAUAAAGUCUGGCCACGUCGCCUACUCGAGAUUCGCCCGGAUGGCUGAGAUGGAGGAGGCACAGCACGAGAAGGACAUCCUCAAGAAAAUGAUCAGCGUCGACAGAUCUGGUGGUGGCCUCUAAACUCAUCCCGAAACACUGCUUCAAUUUUCCUUGGUCUUAGAUAAGGAUGACAAACUCACGACAAAAAUCUGAUAUUUAAAUAUCCAAAUAUUUAUAGUAGGCAUUAAUUUCGUUAAGUUUUCCAGAGCAAAAAAAAUGUGCAAUGAAACACACAGCACUUGACGCGGGGCUGGCCUUCCCUGUGGCAUGAAAUCUAAACACGCCAAUUCUAGUUGAAUUUACUUAAAUGUUGAUCGCUGAGUCCGAAGUACUCGUGGUCUGAUUCGGUAUUUAAGGGUUUUCUUGUUCUGGAGAACUGAGAACUUCGGAUUUGAUGAUUGAAUCAGUAACGGAGGGGUAAAGGGUGACGAGCUGUGGGAUUUGUUACCUUUUACCGUUUGAUUACUGAAACCAUAUUAGGCAAUUUAUUUAUUAUGUAUAUAACUCUUGAUUGCAAAUGCAGUGGUAUAACAUUUCGAUUCUAAUCAACGUCUGCCUUGGUUAAUUUAUCAAUUUCAUCGGUAUGAAUGAGAAGUAAUUGAAAAAUCAAUAAAAGAGAUUCAAAUAUUACAAA
This is a messenger RNA of Diachasma alloeum, 2892 nucleotides long. It is a transcript of the gene Gpo1, whose product is annotated as glycerol-3-phosphate dehydrogenase, mitochondrial. Lineage: Eukaryota; Metazoa; Arthropoda; Insecta; Hymenoptera; Braconidae. Bases 177 to 2339 code for a protein of 720 amino acids. Gene Ontology annotation, molecular function: calcium ion binding; glycerol-3-phosphate dehydrogenase (quinone) activity. Gene Ontology annotation, biological process: glycerol-3-phosphate metabolic process. The record is from RefSeq and is a predicted model, not a curated record. The transcript has 9 exons. Gene Ontology annotation, cellular component: glycerol-3-phosphate dehydrogenase (FAD) complex; mitochondrion.